UAAUGAGCUAACCAUCUACCCUUCUUGAAUAUCAACCAGCCAAAUAACCCAAUCCCAACAUAAUAAAAUUGCUCACUCAGCAUCAAGACUUGUUUCUCAUUCAGAAUUAACCACCUUCUACUUUAGAAGCUUAAUACCCUUUAACAUUGGAUGCAAAAGAAAUACUCAUCGAAGUUCAACCAGAUCAAAAAUUCACACAUCCAAAAUACUACUAAAAAGAUAAUAAAGUACAAAAAAUUACAAAAUAACCUGCAUAACCUGCUUCUACAAUUUUUGUUGAAAGUGGACUUUGUGAUCCAAAUAAAAAAGCUUGGUUUUACUUAGAUGAAAAUUAAAAGUCAUAAGGACCUCACACAUCAGCAGAAAUAGAUUAAUUGAUCACUAAAGGCACUAUAAAUAUGUAAACUAAAGUUGCUUUAGAAACUUUAGAUAAAUUGGUUAGAGUAGAAAAGAUUGUUUAAGCAAUUAAUAAAAAAAAAGAAGCUGAUUAAAAAUUAAAGGAAGCAUAAAAAUAAAAAUAAGAAGAAGAAAAUUAACAAAAAUAACUUGAUUCACCAACUAAAAUUGAAAAAUAAGAAGAACCAAAAGUUUAAUAGUCUAAAUUAAAAGAAGAAUAAGGAAUUGAUUUUGAAAUAGACUAUUCAAAAAUAAAACAAAAUAUAGAUAUGGGAUAAUGGGCAAAGCCAUUGGUGGCACAGCCUAUUUAAGUCAAAGUUACAAAGGCCUAUACAAAUAAUCCAUAAUAAUCAAAAUAAUAAUCAAAACAAACUAAUAAGCCUACUGAAAGAAAAAGAAGUGAUAAUAAAAGUAUGCAUGUAGAAGGAAAUAAAGGAAAUUUAUAUUAAAAAAAAGGAUAUGAAAAGUAUUUAUCAAUUUUAAUUAUUAUAGAUAAUAAGAAGUAAUUUUAGAGGCAAAACCAAAAGAAGAAUCAGAUGUUACUAUUAAUUAAGAAGUUUAAGAUUAUUUAAAGAAAUUAGAAACAAGGAAACCAGAAAAAGAAGAAGUUUAAUAAUAGCCAGAAAAAUUAUAAUAAUAAUAAACUUAAAUUCCAAAACCAUAAAAAUUAAAAACUGAACCUCCAAAAUAAGAAUAGAAAUUAUAACCUAAAUAGCAAUAAGAAACUGUAGAUAGUGCUGACGAAGAAUGGGAAGUUGUAGGAGCAAAGAAAAAUUCAUAAACUAAAAAAGAGCAAUAAUAAAAAUAAUAAACUAAAAUUGAAUAGCCAGCUACUUAAUAAAAUAAAUAAUAAUAAUAAUAAUAAUAAUAAUAAUAAUAAUAAUAAUAAUAAUAAUAAUAAUAAUAAUAAUAAUAAUAAUAAUAAUAAUAAUAAUAACAAGAUGAUGAUGAAGAUGAAGAAGGAUGGCAAACUGUAGGUGCUUCAAAUAAAGAUAAAAAAAAGCCUGUUAAUAAAAAAAUUUAAUAAAAAAAUUAAAAUAUUCCUGGAUUUGCUGUUUAAAUCCAAACAGAUUCUAUUACAAUAUCCUCUGGAUCAGCUAAGAAACCACCCCCUUAAAAAUAAAAAAAACCUGAACCUGCAUAAUAAUAAUAACAACCAUAAUAAACACAACAAUAAACUUAACCAUAAAAUAAUCAAAAUGAUGAUGAUGAUGAAGGUUGGAUUGAAGUAGAAGUUGGGUAAGCACCAAAAAAGGUUGCCUAAUCUAAAAAAGGAAAAUGAU
Messenger RNA from Paramecium pentaurelia, 1679 nucleotides. Lineage: Eukaryota; Ciliophora; Oligohymenophorea; Peniculida; Parameciidae. The record is from the annotation of a GenBank genome assembly.